CGUUCAACCAAAAUUUGACUACUGCCGCUUCCCGCGCUCGGAAUUCUGCUACCUGUGUCGCCGCCACCGCUCUGUGGUGACGGAACCGCUGCGCCGACGAGGAGACCACUUCGGGUCCCGGGUCCCGACGUGCCAGGACUGCGAAGCACGGCGGCAAGAGCUAUUGGUGAUAGCUGCACCAACUACGAGCGGUGCUGAGGGAAGCGCUGGCGCUUCUUCUAGUGCCAGCAGUAAAUCUGGAUCUGUCAAUAUUGCCGACGGGGACACCACCACUACAUCUUCUUGGUUUGUCGGGAGCAAUGAAUUUCUCAGAAAGAAUAAGAAACCCAUGUCGAAGAGAAAGAAGAAGACCACGCAAAAAAUUCUGACUGAAGACAGCGGUGCCGGUGGUGGAGCGCUCGACAAUUCCUACUCUACUUCGACGCGGAAGCCAAAAGUAGCGCUUUGCCAGCAGGAGCGGGAUAGUGCAGAAGUCCUCUGGGAUGUGCGUGAGAGGCAGAAAAAUUCUACGGCCAAUAACGACUCCGACGCGCGCGGCAUGGAGUUUGCGCCGGCUUCCGCGAAUUGUACGUCUGAGUCCCAGCUUAGUGCUGUGGUGAAAAUGGUGGCAGAGAAUCCACCGUCUGUUCCAGCAUGCGCUACUGAGAGCGAGCCGUCGCCGUGCGCUAGCGACAUAGACGCGACCAGCCAGGGUUCCACAGCUGCACCAGAGAUCGUGGAUUACAACGAGGUCUCGAAACACGUGCCGGUGGUCGAUAUGCCGUUUUUAACGGCGGACUUUUGUGUGCAGGUCCGAGUCGAACGUCAGUUGCGUGCCGAGAUUCUAGAUCUAUUGAACUACACAGCUCCAGCGUACAACUCGGAACAGCGGAGCGAAGAGCAACCCGUUCCUCGAAUAUUAAACAGUGGCAGCGAUUUCCAAGGCGAGUUAUGCGCCGCAAAAAAAAAAUCUUCAGAGGCCCCCCAAAGCCCGCCGUCACUGCGCUACUCAGAAUUCAGCGAUAUGGAAGAGGAUCCUAGCACAGCGUUGUUCUGCCGCGACACGCUGUCCCGCUCGGACCGGCUGCUGAUGUAUGGGGAAGCAUUUGAAACCGACACCGACUUUGCGGACGCCGUCGAGGCGUGGCCACUCACGAAGGCUAAAAAGGACCUCGUGCUCUGCCGGGAGGCCCUGUUCCGACUGCGGGAUUUGCACAAAAAGGCGAGCGGCGGACGCAAGGAUGCUUCGUGGUGGACCGUGCUCCGGGAGAAGCUAGCAAAUGUGCAAUCGACCGAGGAUCUUUGGCAUUGCUUCGAGAUAAUCAACAUGCCCGGUUCGGACGAUGGGAACUACAGCCACGAAGUAGGAAGUGACGACGCUAAAGGGGCCGCGGACAGCAAGGCUCAUCGGGAUGAAUGUGGUAUAGUACUGUCGCCCUCCACCACAUUAUCGCGAAUCUGUUCUCGAAUCCAGCAUGCAAUAGCUGCGGCGCAGUCGCAGCCGUUCUUCUUGUGGCAAGAUGCGACGCAGUCAUGGGCAAAUGAGUUCUUCUACCACCACAGUACGGAUACGAUGAGGGAAAAACUCUUGCGGCAAUUGCCCUCGCCGUGUGUAUUCAGGU
Molecule: messenger RNA, 1601 nt
Organism: Amoebophrya sp. A120
Lineage: Eukaryota; Dinophyceae; Syndiniales; Amoebophryaceae
Source: the annotation of a GenBank genome assembly